AUGGCGGACGAGUUGUCUAGUCUUUACGAGGGCCUAUGCCUCACAGAGGAGGAGAAACAAGAAAUUUCCAUACCAUCAGAGGAAGUUCAAGUUUCCUUUGAAAAAAGCAAGAAGUGCUUGGCUGCCCACGUUAUCGUAGGAAAAGAAGUCAAUAGGGGAGCCUUUCAGGCUACUAUGAUCAAGGCUUGGAAAGUGGAGGGUCAGACCUCCUUUAAGAAUCUUGGUUCCAACAGGUUUUUAAUUGAGUUUCAAAACUCUAAGGACAAAGAAAGGAUAAUGGCGGCUAGGCCCUGGUCGUUUGACAGAUCCUUGGUCUGUCUCUUUAACUGUGAAGGCUGCUUGGCUCCUAAGGACAUAGCUUUCAACGAAGAACCCUUUUGGCUGCAACUACAUGACUUGCCUUUCGCUGGCAUGAACAAAACCAUGGGAGAAAAGCUAGGUGCUGCUGCAGGCACUGUGCUAUCGGUGGAUGUAGAUGCCAAUGGAAUGGCCUGGGGCAGUUUCCUCAGGGUUAAAGUACUGGUUAAUAUACUGAAACCUCUCACGCAUGGUAGGUUUAUCACUAUGGGAGAGAAACGCUUUUGGAUACCCUUCAAAUACGAAAGACUCCCCAUGUUCUGUUUCCACUGUGGUGCCAUCAAACACUCGGGAUUCUCCUGCCCAGCAUCACCCUUGAGAAGCAAGCCGCUUGAAGAAACAGCACCUCAGUACGGUUCUUGGCUUAGAGCUAACACACAGCUGAGAAAUUUCCCAACAUUCAGUAAGAAGGAGGGUGUCUUCGAAAAUUCAAGUAGUUGGCGCCAAAACAAACCUGGGGACAGUAGGGUUGAAGAAGGUGGGAUGGGACAGAAUACCUCUGGGACUAACAAUGUAGAUGACGAGCAAGCUGACAUUGGAAGUUCUGACAACUAUCAGCUGAGGGGACCUUUACUCGGAAAAGGAAAAAUGAGCAGCUCUAAGGAUCACAAUGGACAAGCUCUUCAGGUUAGUUCGCCUUCCCAUAACUCCCCAUUGAAACAACCCAUUACUGGUACUACUAAAGGGCCUACUUGGAAGAGGAGGGCAAGAGGUCUGGGCCCUCAUAUCUCUGGCCCAACAGACUCUUUUAUGAGUGAUCCUUACGUCUCAAAACAAAAGAAAAGGCUUGGUGAAGAACAUAUAGAGCCUAUCAUGACCAGAAGAAGAACCAAGCAAGCUAAGUUGGCAGUGGCUGGGGCCCAGCCCUGCCAGUCCCCAUGA
This is a messenger RNA of Carya illinoinensis, 1239 nucleotides long. RefSeq lists its product as uncharacterized. Bases 1 to 1239 code for a protein of 412 amino acids. The transcript has 2 exons. The record is from RefSeq and is a predicted model, not a curated record. NCBI's taxonomy places the organism in Eukaryota, Viridiplantae, Streptophyta, Magnoliopsida, Fagales, Juglandaceae.